UGAUGGAGUUUCGUCCUCAGCUGGUCGUUACGUUCUGGGUGGUCAACGAUCUCCGCAAACCACAGGCGUGGUUACCGACUUUCGUGGAAUCCCUUCUGCAGGAGUUGCCGCGGGUGCAGGCUCAGCGCGGGAGACUGGUUUUGAUGUGGAUGAAUGGUCUUGCUGAAGUGCAAGAGUUCGGCUGUGGUCUGAUGCAGCCCUCUUGGUCCUUAUGUUGAGGCAAGGGUUCACCUAUCCGACCACCGUCAGUUGCUGCUAUCUCCUGGGUGGGUCGUUCUCAGGACCUUCCACGCACUCAACUGGGCUCGUUCCUUCGACCGUUUAUUCUGAUAUAAAAACG
Messenger RNA from Laetiporus sulphureus 93-53, 340 nucleotides. RefSeq lists its product as uncharacterized. The transcript has a single exon. The record is from RefSeq and is a predicted model, not a curated record. NCBI's taxonomy places the organism in Eukaryota, Fungi, Basidiomycota, Agaricomycetes, Polyporales, Laetiporaceae. The annotation marks the transcript as partial.